Messenger RNA from Plutella xylostella (diamondback moth), 2128 nucleotides. NCBI's taxonomy places the organism in Eukaryota, Metazoa, Arthropoda, Insecta, Lepidoptera, Plutellidae. The record is from RefSeq and is a predicted model, not a curated record.
UCGAUCCGCUACGGACGUGCUACGCGCAACGGCUACGACGCUCGUAGCAAAGACGUGCGCUACGAAACUUUUGUAAAAAUCAACUGUUGUAGGAUUGAAUAAGUUGAAGAUUUUGUAUGUUUGGUCGGUUGUAAAACUGAUUGGUGGACCGAUCGCUCGUGUUGUGCACUUAGUUCGGAAAGCAUUCAUUUGUUCGUGGUCCUAGGGGCUCAGGCUCGAUGUUGGAAAGGCGAGGCGAGGGGGGGGAGCAUGCUGCCACAUCUCCUCCUACUUAGCGCCGCGCUGGCCAUGGCCAACCCUGGCAAGCUCAUAGGCGGGGUAGAAGCGCCAGAGUUCGGUGAGCCGAUCACCAACCUGACGGUGCCUCUCGGCCGCGACGCCACUUUCAAGUGUAUUGUCACCAACCUCGGAAACUAUAGGGUAGGCUGGGUGAAGGCGGACACGAAGGCGAUCCAAGCGAUUCACGAACAUGUGAUCACUCACAACCCGCGGGUGUCGGUCUCUCACAGCGACCACUCCACCUGGUACCUGCACAUCAAGAGCGUUCAGGAAGAAGACCGGGGCCAGUACAUGUGCCAGAUUAAUACGGACCCUAUGAAGAGCCAGAUGGGGUACCUGGAGGUGGUGAUCCCGCCGGAUUUCAUCCCGGAGGAGACGUCCGGCGACACCAUGGUGCCGGAGGGCGGUACCGCGCGCGUGGCGUGCCGCGCCCGGGGCAUCCCUCCACCUAGGGUGAUGUGGAAGCGGGAAGACGGACAGGACAUCGUGGUGAGGGACCAUACGGGAUCUAAGAAUAAAGUACUGACAUAUCAAGGCGAGGUGUUGAAGCUCAGCAAGAUAUCCCGUUCAGAGAUGGGCACGUACCUCUGCAUCGCCGGCAACGGAGUCCCGCCCACCGUCAGCAAGAGGAUACACAUCAGCGUGCAUUUCCACCCGGUGAUCCAGGUGCCCAACCAGCUGGUGGGCGCGCCGCUCGGCACCGACGUCACGCUGGAGUGCUACGUCGAGUCCUCGCCCAAGUCCAUCAACUACUGGGUCAAGGAUCCUGGCGAGCUGAUUAUCCCGUCGGAGCACUACGAGAUGGCGGUGCGGCAGAAGUCCACAUUCGAGGCGGAGAUGACGAUGACCAUCAAGAGCAUCCGGCGCGAGGACCUCGGCAGCUACAUCUGCGUCGCCAAGAACUCGCUCGGGGACGUCGAGAGCAAAAUUAGACUUUAUGAAAUACCUGGGAACGAUCGCCACGUGUACCAAUAUCCAGACGAGAAGCCUAUUCUGGACGACGAAUACGGCACAGAACUGUACGAAGAUUCCGGCGACGAUAAGGAUGAGAAGAACAACAGGGUUCCCGAUCGCGCCAACAAGUGGUACGCGAACAACGGCAAGAUAGUCGUCCUCAGUACCAACCACGCAUCCAGAAUACCGACAUCGACGGCUCUAUUCAUUGUGUUACUGCGCGCGAUCCAAAUUCUAACCCAUAGUUUUCGUUGUUAAAUUGUAAUAGGACCUCGUUCGGGAUUUCCGUGUUUUCCACUCUUUAUUGAUUGUCCAUUUCGUGAGACUGAAGGGCGCACGAAUGUUUUCGAUCGACGUCACAGCCCAAUCACACUCCUAAUGCUAAGUAAGAAUAUCACUUUCAGUUAAUGCGUUUUUCAGGACUCAAAUGAAGCUCCAGCCAUUUUUUUUAUUAACUUUAUUGAUUUUUGAAGAAAUACAAACUGUAGCCGAUUCUGAACAACGCAAAUGUUUCUUAUUAUCUUUAGGUAACGGUGUUUAUAAUUUAACCUAGUACUUAUAUGAUUUUUUGAUAGUUCUUAUUUAUGACUUUCGACAAUCCAAAAUUUUAGUUGGAUCUCUUUAAAACUCAUUGCAAUUAAACUGACGUCGAUGUUACCUCUUCCAUAACUUCACUGACCAUUAACAACCGAGGCUAUUACAACUCAAUCAGCAUGUAACGUGAUAAUAAUUAGGUUUAAUAACGAAAUGUAUAGUUUAAUUUAUAAGCGAAUAUUUACAGACAGUAUUUUAUAUGUUUCCGUUUUAUGUAAUGUUUAAAUGGACAUACUUUGAACUCUAGUAGUUCCCGUAAUUCUAGAUGAGAAUGAUGUUGUGUUUGAUAUUUAAGUAUAUA